Molecule: messenger RNA, 3225 nt
Organism: Penicillium canescens
Lineage: Eukaryota; Fungi; Ascomycota; Eurotiomycetes; Eurotiales; Aspergillaceae
Exons: 8
Coding region: 46-3225 (1059 amino acids)
Biological process (GO): endocytic recycling; retrograde transport, endosome to Golgi; Golgi to vacuole transport
Cellular component (GO): GARP complex
Molecular function (GO): syntaxin binding; oxidoreductase activity
Source: RefSeq, a predicted model, not a curated record
CUUCACCUUCCUUCGGCUUUUCUCAUGAUCUGAUGAUCCUGCACUAUGUGGCGCGACCGCAUUUCAGGCCAGUCUACGCCAACCAAUAGCCGAAACCUCUCUCCCCUACCCCGACGAACCUCAUCCCAGCUUCUCCCAGGUCCCUAUGGCCGGCCGGGGGUAACUUCCAAAACAUCCUCUACAUCGCUCCUCGUGACCCCGAAUGAUUCCACCGCAUCCCUUCCAGGAACUGCACGGACAGCCAAUGGCUCUCCAUUGAAGCAGACAAGCAUCCAACGACCGCGACCUGCCAAUGUUCCCGACCCGCUGGAAGUCUUAAAUAGCAUCAUUGGAAAGGAAAACCAGACAGAGACAAAUGAGUCGCAGUUAUUGGAGCUAGAGAAGCCUGCACAGCUAGUGGAAAUUAUUCAAUUCGAUGGGCUCAGCCUUGAGGACUUUCUGACAAAGGAAGAAAAACCGAGGAAGAAGACCCGGGAUAGCGAUGUCAAUGCACAAACACUUCAGCAGUUUGAACAAGAGCGAGACAAGUUCCAGGAAUUACAUACUUCCAUCACGGGCUGUGAUGAGGUGUCCAAGUCAGUCGAGCUGUAUCUGAAUGACUUCCAGACUGAACUGGGCGCUGUAUCGGCAGAGAUCGAGACUCUGCAAUCCCGCUCUACACAGCUCAAUGCAAUGCUGGAGAACAGGCGAAAUGUGGAACGGCUUCUAGGACCCGCCGUGGAAGAGAUCAGUAUCUCCCCUAAAGCUGUGCGGACAAUCGCCGAGGGCCCCAUCGACGAGAAUUGGGUACGUGCUCUGAACGAGAUUGAUACUCGAACGACAAACAUUGAAUCCAAGGCAUCAUCUGCCAAUGGCUUUAAGGCAAUUGAGGAUGUGCGACCACUCCUGAUUGAUGUGAAAAACAAGGCGAUCGAAAGAAUCAGAGAUUACUUGGUAUCGCAAAUCCGGGCGAUGCGAUCCCCUAACAUCAACUCACAGAUUAUCCAACAACAACGAUUGGUCAAGUUCAAAGAUCUCUAUAGUUAUCUCUCAAAGACUCAUCCGAAGCUGGCUGGAGAGAUCUCACAGGCAUAUAUCAAUACAAUGCGCUGGUACUACACAUCUCAUUUCACACGCUACCUCCAAGCACUCGACAAGGUCAAGGUGUACCCUCCUGACCGCAAUGAGGUGCUCGGAGGAGAUCCCUCUUCCCAUCGAACCGGAAACAUCCUACCCGGUGGCCGAGCUGGCUCUGCCGCACAUGAUCCUUUCUCUCUAGGCAGACGAGUUGAUAUCCUCCGAACUGGCAAUUUACAAGCUCUAUCCUCAUAUCUAGCCGAAGAAGACAACAACUACCAUGGGAUUGAAGUCCCUUUUCGAAACUUCAACCUGGCCUUGGUAGACAACGUGUGUGCCGAGUAUUCUUUCCUGACGGAGUUCUUCUCCGCCAAAACCUUCCAUCAAAUCUCUCGCAAUGCGGUGGAGAUCUUCCAGCAGGUCUUUACUCUUGGCCAGAACCUCACCAAGAGGCUUAUCGAACAGACCACUGAUUCUCUGGGUGUCUUAAUGUGCGUUCGCCUGAACCAGCAUUCCGCCUUCGAGCUCCAGCGCCGCAAGGUGCCAGUAGCCGACUCAUAUGUGAAUGGAAUCAAUAUGCAGCUCUGGCCACGUUUCCAGGUGGUCAUGGACCACCAUGGUGAGUCGCUGAAACGCGUUGGGUCCAACACAGGACGCAGUGCUGUUUCUGCCCUUUCGAUCGCAGGCGGAGACGACCUCAAGCAGUCCUCGGCACCGCACUUCCUCACCCAGCGGUUUGGCCAGCUUCUCCAUGGAAUCCUUGUUCUUAGCAGCGAUGCCGGUGACGAUGAGCCGGUUUCCAACAGUCUUGCUCGGUUGACUGCCGAGUUUGACUCACUCUUGGCGAAACUCAGUCGCAACGGCACGGACGCCAAGCGACGAGAGCGCUUCCUCUUCAACAAUUAUUCAUUGAUUUUAACCAUCAUAAGUGAUACCCAAGGCAAAUUAGCAACUGAACAGAAGCAGCAUUUGGAAGAGAUGCUUAAGAACAGCAGCAAGCGGCGCCAUUUCUCCAGCACCCGAGCCACCAACGCCGACUUCACGCAUGCAGUAAUAGGUGCAGGAGUCGUCGGCCUCGCUGCUGCCCGACAACUCGCAGCUCGGGAGGGUACAUCAACCAUCCUACUGGAGCGACACGAUGCGCCAGGAACCGAGACAAGCAGUCGCAACUCCGAGGUAAUCCACGCAGGCCUCUACUACCCGGCAACCUCCCUAAAGACAACACUCUGCAUCCACGGCCGCAACCUCCUCUACGACCUCUGCGCAAAGAACAACAUCCCCCACCGAAACACCAAGAAAUGGAUCGUAGCCCAAACCCCAGAGCAAUGGGAAGCAGCCCUAAAGAUACAUGCGCACUCGCAGACCCUCGACGCACCCACACGCCCAAUAAGCCGCGAUGAAGCCCGUCACCGCGAACCGGACGUCAGAGCCGACGCGGGGAUUCUGGAAUCCGAAACGACCGGUAUUGUAGAUAGCCAUUCACUAAUGACAUACCUACAAGGAUCAUUCGAAGAGCGGGGCGGGGACAUCGCGUUCAAGACGCGGGUGACGGGGGUCGAGCCUGUGGACGGUGGGAAGGGCGGAUAUAAACUGACUGCUGUGAGCGACGAAGACGGAUCUGAGACGUGCAUUACGGUUGAGACGCUUGUUAAUUCGGCUGGUCAUGGGGCGUGCGAGAUCAGUAAUAUGUUGCUUCCUGCUGAACGGCAUUUCGUGCCGCAUUAUGCUAAGGGGACUUAUUUUUCUUAUGCGGCUAGUCGGCCGAAGACGAAUGUGCUUGUUUAUCCGGUUACGAUGCCUGGGACUGGGGGGUUGGGGACGCAUUUGACGCUUGAUAUGGGUGGCCGGAUUCGGUUUGGGCCUGAUGUUGAAUGGGUUGAUGCCGCUGAUGAUCUUGUUCCUAGUGCUGCUAGGUUGGAGCGGGCUUUGCCUGAGAUUCGGGCUUAUUUGCCUGGUGUCGAUGUUGAUGCUAUUUCGUUGGAUUAUUGCGGUGUUCGGCCUAAGUUGGGGAGGGGUGGGGCUGUUAAUGAGGGGAGUGGUUUUCAGGAUUUCAUUAUUAGGGAGGAGGAGGGUUUGCCGGGGUUUGUGAAUCUUUUGGGGAUUGAGAGUCCUGGAUUGACUAGUUGUUUGGCCAUUGGGGAGAUGGUCGAGGGGAUUUUGUAUAGAUGA